AUGCCGGUGACACAGUUUGCGCAGAUAAAGCCAGGACUACUCGUUUCAAUUGUCCUCAAAGCGGACCAGCGAACAGGUAGACAAGUCCAGGGCACGGUCUCCCAACUUCUCACCCGCCAUAAUCAUCCGCGAGGCAUCAAAGUGAAGCUGACAGACGGCCGAGUCGGGCGUGUGCAGCAGAUCCUCCCUCAGACACAGCACAACAUGUCGUCCAACAAUAACCCGUGGUCGAACACCGAGAGCAGCGGGAAUCCUUACACCUCUCCGACGUCCCAGCAAAACCAAGGGGCCGCUCAAGGGUACUACCAAUCCAAUCCCUCGCAAUAUCAGUCACAGCCACAGUCACAUGGACAUCAACAGCCACAGCAACAGUCGCACAACACUGCUCCGUCGCAAGGCAUUCACCGCUCUGACACCGAACAGCUGCUGGCACAGCAGGGCGAUCGCGCAGCACAAGUCGAGCACAUGCAGCAGUACGAGGCAAACGCUCCCCAAUCAGAAGAUGAUCGCAUUCAAGCGCAGCUGCAGAAAGAGUUUCCCAACAUUGACAGCAGUUUGAUCGCUGCGAUCUACGGUGAGAGGAAGGGACAGGGUGAUCUGGGGGAGGUGAGGGAGUUAUUACAAGAGUUGAAUACGAGUUGA
Molecule: messenger RNA, 642 nt
Organism: Cladophialophora carrionii CBS 160.54
Lineage: Eukaryota; Fungi; Ascomycota; Eurotiomycetes; Chaetothyriales; Herpotrichiellaceae
Exons: 1
Coding region: 1-642 (213 amino acids)
Source: RefSeq, a predicted model, not a curated record